Messenger RNA from Beta vulgaris subsp. vulgaris (sugar beet), 2100 nucleotides. RefSeq names its product protein NRT1/ PTR FAMILY 3.1. Gene Ontology annotation, biological process: transmembrane transport. The record is from RefSeq and is a predicted model, not a curated record. Gene Ontology annotation, molecular function: transmembrane transporter activity. The transcript is spliced from 5 exons. Lineage: Eukaryota; Viridiplantae; Streptophyta; Magnoliopsida; Caryophyllales; Amaranthaceae. Gene Ontology annotation, cellular component: plasma membrane. Bases 187 to 1926 code for a protein of 579 amino acids.
GGAAGAAAUGGAAGAAAUGGAAGAAAGUACUCCAAAGAAGAAACAGCGUGGUGGGAUUAGAACUAUGCCUUUCAUUCUUGGCCCUAAGAGAAAGAAAAAAUAACUUGUCCAUGAAUACAUAAGGGGCCACCUUCGGAGAAAGAGAUUUUCUCAUAUUUGCGCAACAAAAUUGUCAUCCAGAUUGACAUGAGACCAAACAAGAGAAGUAAAGAAGCAAAUGAAAUGUGCGACAGAUUUGCUGGAGUUGGUUUUUAUGCCAACAUGAUAACAUACUUGACUCAACAACUGAACAUGCCGCUGGUACAAGCCUCCAACACCCUAACCAAUUUUGGGGGCACAGCAAGCUUCACGCCUCUUCUUGGUGCUCUAAUUGCUGACUCUUAUGCUGGCCAAUUCUGGACUAUCACAAUUGGUUCUAUCUUCUAUCAAUUGGGAAUGCUCAGCAUAACAAUGUCAGCCAUUCUUCCAAACCUCCACCCCCCACCAUGCCCAACUCAGGUGAACUGCCAAGAAGCAUCAAGUAUGCAACUUUGGGUCUUAUACUUAUCUCUCCUCUUAACAUCUAUCGGUACGGGUGGCAUCCGGCCCUGUGUUGUCACUUUCGCGGCCAGCCAGUUCGACAUGAGCAAGUCAGGUGUCGCGGCACGCAAAUGGAACUACUUCAACUGGUACUACUUCUGCAUGGGAGUAGCCACACUAACUGCACUAACUGUUGUAGUCUACAUCCAAGACAAUGUGGGUUGGGGUUGGGGGCUUGGAAUUCCAACCAUGGCCAUGACAUUAUCUGUUAUAGUCUUUGUGAUCGGAUAUCGGCUUUACAUAAAACCUAAGCCAGCAGGGAGUCCUUUGGUCAGAAUUGUUCAAGUUGUUGCUGCUGCCUGGAAGAAGAGAAAUGCUCCCCUGCCAUCUGAGCCCAGUAUGUUGUACCAAAACAAUGAGCUUGAUGCAGCUAUCUCCACUGAUGGAAGACUUCUGCACACUGAACAGUUCAAGUGGCUGGACAAAGCAGCAAUAGUACAAGGACAGGCAAAAGAUUCAAAACCACUAAACUUAUGGAAUUUGGCCACAGUCCAUAGAGUAGAGGAGCUAAAAUCUAUCAUCCGGGUGUUGCCGAUCUGGGCAGCCGGGAUUCUGCUAGUAACCGCGUCAUCUCAUCAACACAGCUUCGUACUCCAACAAGCUCGAACCAUGGACCGUCACCUCACCUCCACAUUUCAAAUUCCUCCUGCAAGCCUAUCCAUAUUCAGCAUUGGGACCAUGCUCAUAGGACUUGUUCUAUAUGAACGUGUCUUCGUGCCCUAUGUACGUAAAUUCACCAGAAAUCCGUCAGGCAUAACAUGUUUGCAGCGGAUGGGAAUAGGAUAUGUUAUCAACAUAUUUGCAACUAUAUUAGCAUCACUAAUUGAGAAGAAGCGGAAAUCUGUUGCCACACAAUACCACCUCUUGGACAAACCUACGGCCGUUAUCCCCAUCAGUGUCUUUUGGUUAGUCCCCCAAUAUUGUAUCCACGGAGUGGCUGAGGUAUUUAUGAAUGUUGGGCAUCUCGAGUUUCUCUAUGACCAAGCACCAGAGAGCAUGAGGAGCACAGCUGCUGCACUCUACUGCUUAACAACAUCAGUCGGUAACUACUUGGGCACUAUGGUGGUCUCACUAGUUCAUAGCUACACAGGGAAACAACACAAUUGGCUUCCUGAUAGAAACCUCAACAGGGGAAGGCUGGAGUAUUAUUACUUGCUUGUUUCUGGUAUACAAGUACUAAAUUUCAUAUAUUAUGUAAUUUGUGCCUCCUUAUAUACCUAUAAGCCCUUGGAGCAAGUCAAGGAAUGCGAUAACCAAGAGGAGAAAGUUUUUACACAAUCCCCAGCGUCAAAAGUUUUAGUUGGCAAGGAUGCAGAGCUUGAACUUUCCAAAACUAAUAAAUAUUGAUACCGUAGAAUAGAUGGAAAUAGCAGGGUUUAACAGAUGGAAAUGUAACUAUAUUUCAUGCUUAACUAGCAUCCUAGUUUUGUUCAGCAGCAUAUAGCUAGUUAUGGCUUACCAAUGAAAUAUGCAUUACAUGCAUCUUCACUCAUAAAGCAAAGUAUAAAAUGCACUUGUCUA